UCGACGUUAACAAAAAAAUCUAUAAUGGCUACACCGACAAUAUCCCUGUAGAAUAUGAUAUCAAAAAAGUAAAUAAAUCAAUUGGUAUAAUUAGACUUUAUAAUAAUUACAUAUUCAUCCAAAAGAUUGCA
Messenger RNA from Racocetra fulgida, 131 nucleotides. The record is from the annotation of a GenBank genome assembly. Lineage: Eukaryota; Fungi; Glomeromycota; Glomeromycetes; Diversisporales; Gigasporaceae.